Molecule: messenger RNA, 2326 nt
Organism: Symbiodinium sp. CCMP2592
Lineage: Eukaryota; Dinophyceae; Suessiales; Symbiodiniaceae
Source: the annotation of a GenBank genome assembly
AUGGCUUGGCUGUGUGGCAGGUACUCCGCCUUCCUGCAGGAAGCAGAUGCCGUUGCGGCUUCGCUGGAGACCAAUGUGACCACCUUCUCCAAAACUCUGCAAAAUACCAGGCUCAGCCGAGCUCAGAGCCUCUCGGGAGAUUCCGAGCUGCAUGCUCCGUUGUCUCCGGUACUGCUACGACUUUUCCGACUCCUACUGCAGCUUGAGCGGCAUUCACCUUCCCGCUUCUCUACCGCCCUGUCCAGCAUGAGGUAUUUUCGAUUUCGAUUUCCUCGCUUCGCUGCUGAUGCCGUCAAUCCGAUGCGCCGAGCGCUGGCAGCUGCGCGGGGCGAGUUCCAUUCCAGCCUGGAGGACUGGUCAGCGCAGGUCCAGGCGCAGGCCCUCCAGCGCUCUAACCUGGAGAGUGCCGCUUUGCAAGCACGGAAGGCCAGCUUCCGUUGGGACCAGCGCUUCAACCCGCUCAGCUCCCUGAAGGGGGAAGCUCAGGAAGCGAAGGACAUGGAGGAGCUGGUGAAGCAAAGCGGAAUCCGGCUGGAGAUCAGACUCCAGGGGCUGCAGCGCGACCUCGCCCUCCUGAAGCAGAACCUCGUGUCCCUGGAUCUCCCGCCCCUGCUGAUGCGGACGGGUGAGCCGGAACUGCUCAACGGAGAGGUGCUGGGCACGGUGACGGCUGCCAUUGGGCAGUGGUCGGGUUUCAGCUUCAAUUUCUCCGCCAUCGCGGAGGGCAGAUGCAAGGAGGAGUGCAGUUCCUUUGCCCAAGCCGGCUGCCUGCUGCAGCAGAGAGCGCAGCAGCUCGGCGCCGACGCGGUGGUGGGUGUUCGCUGGCUGCAGUGUGACUCCUUCCAGAUCAAGGAGGAGAAGAAGGAGAACGGGCCAACGACCUACCGUCGCGUGCAGCGGCACAAGACCACUGAGGCGAUGCUUUGUGGAACCGCCGUGCGGACGCUGCCAGAGAAGGAGGUUGGAUCCGAUCUUCUGCCUUACACCGGGCCGCUGUUUGCCUCGACCGUGCGCGAGCCUCCGCAUGGCACCCGAGUGGAAGAGACGCUCGGAAUUGUCCAAGGGGUUGGCGCCAAUGCCAACUGGAGCUUGGGUGUGACCGACCUGGCCAAUCGCGAGGCCGCUGCCUUCCAGCAAGCAAGGCAGCGGCUCCUUCAGGCCGCUGCCGCGCUCGGCGCCAACGCAGUGCUAGGCGUGAAACCGGAGGAGCCAUUUCAGGCAAUGUGCGUGCUCCGUGGCACGGCUGUUCGCCUGGCCAUGGAGGCUGACGUGAAUCCGCUGGAGGUGCUUCCAGUCUGCCUGCCACCCUCGACCCUCCAGGCGCCUCCAGCUUCGAUGCAGGUGGGCGAGGUCAAAGGCCUCGUCUGUUGCAUCGCUGCGCGGCCCGUCCGGUGGUUCACCUGGGAGGAUCCCUCCGAGACCGAGGCGCAAACCUUCGGUGAGGCCGUGCGUGGAUUGAUGGCACAGGCCCAGGCCAUGGGAGCGAAUGGAGUCCUGGGCGUGAAAUGGAUGCACGACGACAAUCGAUUUGUCUCCCAAGCGGUGGGCACUGCGGUUGUUCUUGGCAAGGAGCCCGGCAGCAGGAUCUUCGCCGAGCUUCCGCCUCCGGUGCCGGCCGUGUGCUCCACGCUGCGGAGCGCUCCUGAAGGCUUCGCCAUCUCUUCGGUGUUGGGCGUCGUGGCCGCGGCUGCCCUGAGUCCGUACCGCGACUACGGCCGUGGGGGUUACUCGCGGUUGAACCAGAGGACUGCCAUGGGUGAGCUGGCUGCCCUUCAGCAGGCGAUGGCCAAACUGCAGGCUGCCGCCAGCUCCUUGGGAGCCCAUGGCGUCCUGGGUGUGAAGAUCGAGGCCCUGAGCGUUUCGAACUGCUCCCGUUUCAUGUGUGUGCUGAAGGGCACCGCUGUCCGCCUCUCGCAGUUCCAGGAGGCGGUGGAUCAAAUCCCGUAUCAUCACUCCCGGGUCGAGGUGUCGGCGAUGCAAAGUCCGGCGAAGCACCUCUGCGUCUCAUCAGUGCUUGGACUGGUGUGCAGUGUGGGCUACAGGCAGUGGAGAUGGGCAGGCUUCGGCGUGCUUGCCAACAAGCGACGAGAUGCCGAGGGUGAGCAGGAGACCUUCUCCACUGCUGUGAACAGCCUGAUAGUACAGGCGCAGCAGAUGGGUGCCAACGGGGUCAUGGGCAUCAAGUGGACACAUGAUGACGACCACCGAAGCAGCUGCCUCGUCGGCACCGCCGUCGUCUUGUCCCAGAAGCCAGGAGCCCCUCCUCCCUCGAGUCUCGGCUCGGGCCGCGGCUUCUUCCUCUCGAACUCUCGGGCACCACCCGCAG